UCAUCGGCCAGCGUCGCGCGUGCAUCAUGCGUACUUGUUAGAGAAACCAACGAUGCAUAGUUAUACACACGUACUAUAUUUUUAAUGUAGGCUAUGUCGCGUAUUGUAACUUGCGAGGAAGAAUCUGCAUUCUAGGUCCAAAACAAGUGUUUCCGAAGCUCAAUGUGCCAGAUGAUUGGUUGGAAUUAUGGCCAAGAACACUUCAGGCAUGAGCAAUGGAAAUAGCGGCAUUCUAAAUGGUUUUACGGAGGUGAAAAGCAAGCUCGACGCCGAGUUCCGCCGCUUCUCCAUUUCGCACUCGGAGCAGGCCACCUUUGAAGACUUCUACACAUUCCUGGAGAAGAUCCACCACCUGUCCAAGAUCCCAUUCCUGAUUGGCUACACGGAUCCCCAGGGAGAGCUGCUGCCCAUCAACAAUGAUGACAACUACCACAAGGCGCUCACUAUGGCCAAGCCACUGCUGCGCCUCAUCGUGCAGAGAAAAGAUGAAACCGAAACACAACAGUUCAAUAUGUAUGGCAGCUCAAAGAAGAAGAGCAAAUUUAGUCUGGUGGGCACUACCCCCAAACCCCUGAAGCCAGUACUACCCAUCAGCCUGCCACAGGAUUUCCGCCGUGUCUCAGCCAUCAUUGACGUAGACAUCGUCCCCGAAGCGCACCGCCGGGUCCGGCUCCACAAGCAUGGCUCGGAGAAGCCACUGGGCUUCUACAUACGGGAUGGCACCAGCGUCCGGGUCACCCCCCACGGACUGGAGAAGGUGCCGGGCAUCUUCAUCUCCCGGUUGGUGCCCGGCGGCCUGGCAGAAAGCACCGGACUCUUGGCCGUCAACGACGAGGUGCUGGAGGUCAAUGGCAUCGAGGUUAGUGGCAAGACUCUGGACCAGGUGACGGACAUGAUGGUCGCCAACAGCUCCAAUCUGAUCAUCACCGUCAAGCCGGCCAAUCAGAGGAACACGUUAUCGGGUGGGAGGCAUCCCGUCUACGCGCCGGCUUCCUCGUCCCUCUCCCGGAAGUCGAUCGCAUCACUGAAUGACAUUGACGACGACAGCGAUGAAGACGAAGUGAAGGACUUGACAAAGCAGACCAACAGUUUGAGCACAGGCGAACAACAGCAGCACCAGGAGGAGGGGUCGACUGCAAUGAGUGAACAAAAUCCACCGAGUGAGGACCAACCCUCAGACCAGAGAGCUGUGGCUCCAGGCUCCAACCAACCCUCAGAGGGUCAUGUUCAAGAAAACGGUGCUAUGUCUCCAUCAGGCGAAAUUGUUGACGACGACGAUGAUGACAUAUGCACUCUUUGAAAAGAGCGAAGCAAAAUGAGGACAAUGGCAGGAAUUCAGUCAGUCAUUUGUGUCUUCUGAGGACCUAUAGCAUAAAUUACGAAGUGUUGGUUCUUUAUUGUUGUCACUUCUGCUUGGAAAUCAUUGCAUACACACCUGUAUUAGACCUGGAAUGAUGUGGGAGCCAGAGGAAUACGUCUUGUCAUGGACCUGGUGCCGGUAGAUAUGCCUCAGUUUCUGAGGUCGGUCCGGAGCUGUACUUCGGGCCUUUCCUUGUAUGGCCUGAGGUUAACUUUGUUCAUGUAUAUCUACACAAGGGAUGAUCCUGCAGAUAAAAACCUGAGAAGUUAUGCUUAUGUUGGAAACCUGGAAUUGUAAUCUGAAGUGCCGGUGCAAGUAUGAAUUGGCACGUGUACAUGUACCCGGUGCACGUGUAGGUGACAUGGAGGAAUGUACUUUUUAUUCCUCCAUAGUGCAACUGACGUGUUUUGCAAAUGUUCAGACUUGUGCUUACACAUGUUAAUUCUAAGGCUAAGCCCGACAAUGUCCAACAUGGGUCGCCUUCCAUGGGGUGUCGAUGAUGAGAGCAGCAGGCAUGCAACUUUUCCUCCUUUCCUCAUUUUGUACUUCACACUCAUGCCAAUGAAAAUUGAAUAACACUGUACAAAGUUUUGUAAAAAUUGGAAUUUCCUCGUUUUUUGUCCAAGUCCAUGUUGCAUGACCGGAGCAGUGAUCAAAAGAUCAAAAGACCUUUUCACAUGAGCACCGAUAACAGAGGUCCUAUGCUAUGAAAUCACAUCGAUGUUACAAUCACAGGGAUACCGUGUCUUGUGAAGGUUGACCUCUGUCAAAAAAAUGCACAGUUAUAGCACGGGUCCCAAGCGAUCGUCACGGAGAUCGAGACCUCCUCCCAAACUUGGCAUCAAUGUGAAAUCUGUGUAAUGAUCACCGCAAUUGGCCGUGUGAAUGCAAAGCACGUGAUCGUUGCGAGGGUCCUUUGAGUUGAAUCUCAUCACGCAUGCGCACCCAUUUGUUGACAUCUUCAAAAAUGGCGGUUGGCUACUCCAAAUUGUGAUGUCGAAAAAUGGAAGGUCUUCAUUUCUUUGUUCCGAUCGGGCUGCUUAAUCUAGCAUGUAGGCUAGCAGAACGGAACAUGCAAUAAACUACAUGAACUAUCGAAUUCCACAAAAAAUGCAUUGCCUGCAAACGCAUGGCUGGAAAACCGCAGGUACCGCAUGAUUCUAACAUUUAAAACAUAGCCACCAUAGUACCGGUACCAGUGAUGCAAUUUAACCUUUGACCGCAAUUGCAAAUCGUGGCAAAACGGGGAAUGUCGGUUACGCGAUAAACAUUGCACUUUGUGAAAGCCCAUGAAGAAAUCUCACACAUCAUAAGACACAGACACUGUGGUGCUGACUGUCGCAGAUGUGUGGUUUUGGCGCUCGUGUGAAAAGGCCUUUUUUCUGUUGUUGGAUUCUGUCGGGUUCAGCAGGGUGCGUAGAGAAAAUCUGCCGGUGGUUAUUGUCUACACGUAUGGCCCCUGUACAGGUAUCGUAUGUACAUGUACAAUGUAUCGUCAAAAUUGUGAAUUAAUGGAAUGAAGUGGUCGUGGGAGUAUUCAAUCCAAGCUUCCGUCGUAUUACCACCUUGCAUUUAUACAUGUCUGACUGUGUCAUAUCACUAGACAAAUGAUGAGACAGAUGUGUUUAUGUAGCAUUCAAAAUAGCCGUUGGAAAUUCAGAAUUGAGUGGUGAUGGGGUGCCCAUUGAAGGUGUGCAGAGCACAAAAUAGCUUUGUUGGGGUUGGAUUGUGCACAUGGCCAAACCUGUUGCUGGCAGAUGCUCACGCAUCUCUGUUUUUUUCCUUUGCAGAGACAGGUGCACCGUUAAACUUGUUAACCUAGCACCUACACAUUUCAAAGACAUGUCCGUUGUCACCAGACACCAAGUAUGGGGAGAAAAUUCCUGACAAGUCAAAGAGCCAUGUCACGCUUGGCUCGGUGUUUGUGCCACAAGUGCCUUCAAAUCUGCACAUGUUUUGUUCAAUGAGGAUACUGUCUCCAUAUCAUGGUACAACUGUACAGGUCGUUUAAGGCAAUGUGUAUGUUGGCCAUGGGGGUUGUAAAGGUUGGCUGUUUUUUAGGAGUAUUUGUAAAUUCCCAGCUUUAAAUUUCUUGCUUAUUGUCCUGUCUUAGAUGUUCAGAGAAUGAAUGAAUCUACAAGAAUAUGCUGUACCAGGGGUAUCAUGUACAAACAUGUAGGCAUGUUCAGAGGUCAGAACAGCCUUGUAAACAUGCAUACAUGUAUACAUGUACAUGCGUAAAGUAACGUGUUGCCUUUCUUGUGCCCAGAAGAAAUUUGAAUAUUUUUUGUAUUCGUGAGCCAUUGUAUGAGUUGAAGUUUCUUCAGUUUUUUUAGAAACAAUUGUGUCGUGAUGUUGCUGAGGUCUAACUUUUUAUCCGUCUUCCAAAUCGAGAUUGCAACUGCACAUGUACGUGUAUAUGUACACUGUACAUGUACAUGCAGCCAGGAAUGCAUGCUGGCUGCAUGUACUAGUAUACAUGUAUGUACGAUGUACAAUGUAGUCUCCUAAUCUUGUACACAGUACAGAAUGACAUCUUUGCGUUGCAGUGUGCAAAGAAACCUGAAGGCUUCUGGGUUCUAAACCUUGUUAUUCCUAGUCAAAGGUGAAGUCUGUGUAAUCCUCAGUGAAUGUUUUCAGUGUUGAAGUUCUUUUUUUCUGCUGCAGCAGCUGCAGCUGUUCCUGCAUUGUGUACAUUGGGGUUUUGUUUCCAUAGUGUUGAUUCCAAAUUUAAGAUAUAUUAUUACCAAAUCAGAGAGAAGUGGGGAAAACCAAGAAUUUUUAAAAGUAAAAUCACUAUGGAACAAAGGUGAAGGAUGUACUUCCUUACAGUUUAAGAGAUAACCACUUUUCAAUGUUUUUAAUUAAUGCUAUUGAGACAUCUCAAUUUUGAGAACUCAAAAUUACAAAUGAAUUUCAGCAAAGCUAACAGUUAUAUAAUUCAAAUAGUCAAAUGUAUGAUUCACAAUUUAAAUGUACUGACGGCCUAUUCACCCAACUAGAUCAUUUUAUUUUGCAAUAAUUUCUCACAAAUGUUAUGUUAAGUUUGGGCACCAAUUGUUCACUACAGAUGUUGUCCAUGAGUGUUGAGUAAAUGUUGCUGCACAUUUCACUGGCUUAAGUGGUUUAGUCACUAGGGAAGGGCAGUGUUGGAGGUGGGAUGUAUACAGCGAGUAAAGAUUUUAUAAACAGGUUUAUGGUAUAACCCAUGUGCAAGGCUGUAUUGGAAUAACUUGGCCUUGGCUUAAAAUGAAGCACAAGUUCGUGGUUGUGGCUGCAGCUACUUUUCUAGAAAGCCGUGUGUAAUUUCAAGCUGCAACCAAGUAAUUCUGAUACAGCCUCAGUAGAAUAUUUGUACAUGUAUGGCACUUGGGUUCGAGGUGAGGAUGAGCACAUCCAAUUGGUGGGAAUAGACAGGGUCAUGUGAUAUUCCUUAUCCAAUCAGAUCAGAUUAUAUUAAAAUUGCUCAUACUGUUUCACAUUUACUCAGGCGUGGCCCUAGUAACCAACCGAGCUUGUGUCCUGCAGUACAGUGCAAAACCUUGAUGGUUAUUGAAUUUCAGUGCUGCUGAGGAAAACUUGACAGCAUUGUACAUUACAGUACCUCUGCAAUGUUGUUAUGUGUAGUGGCAGAUUGGCUCAAGUUAAGUAUUUACAUAGAUGUUCUGUUGCCUUUCAGAGUGCAAAUUAAUUUCAAAAGUUAAUUGCCACACGACCUCUUGACCUGGGCCAAAUAUCAUAACACUGCUAAGCACACAAUUUUGUGCUACAAUGUACAUGUAGGUAUAUGCACAUGAAAUGGUGGCUGGGCUUUUCAGUUAAAAAGUUACGUAAAACCAGGUGUUUGAUUUUUUUUUUGUUUAUUAAGAUUAAUAGGUGUAAUAAAUGACUAAUAAUAAUGCCCCAUAAUUUUUUCAAAGGGAAAGGUUGGAAUAUCGUUAACCCUAACAGUCUUUAUUCCUCCGAUUUCAAUUUGGUUUUACAUACACCCUGUAGGGUUAGGGUCAAAAGUGAACACUAUUCUAUACAGACUGAAAGGAUAGGCAUGUUACCAUGUGCGUGUAUACUGUACUAUUGUAACUAGUAUGCACAUGGACCUGUCAGAUAUAACCUACUGUGAUACAAUUGACUUCACAUGUUCAAAUCCUGAAUACAUUUUCUACUAGCCUUCUAACAUUUACAUUAAAUUCUGAAAGUUUCCAUAUAGAGUUCGAUCGAUACCAGUUCCCUUGUUUAUACUCGUAGGUACAUGCAGGUCUCACUUACAUGGGCGUCUGUUCUGUUUUGACAUAUUGCACACGUGCCCGGCUUAUUCAUGUAAAUAUUUGCACAAAAAUCAUCCAAAAAUGUAUUUUUGAUAAUGUUUAUCAUACACUGAUGGGGAAGGCAUAUUUUACAAGUUGGCGGUCAUUACAUUUUGCAUUUUGUACGCGGUAAAAAGAGUAAUGAACGUGUAUAUGGAUUGCAAUUGUUGUUGUCAAGUUUCUCACCAAAAAUUAAUGUUGAAAAUACAAAAUAUUGAAAAUACACUUGUAAAUUGUACAAAUGAUUGUUUACCUUGUAAAAAAUGGGCAAUUUUUGAUAGAAUGUUGUGAAAUAUACUUACUUGUGAUAAUAUCUGGGCAUUGCACUGCAAAUGAAAGAUAUUUUUCCUUUGGAACUCCUAGUUGUGACUUCAUAUUUGUAAAGAGUUUAAAGAAAAAAGAAAACCUCUGUCCAUUCGUGUAGUGUGAACAAAUUCAAACCCACCAACCAUUUAGUAUUGCAUGCGUAUUCUUGAAUCAGCUGAAAUGUAGACAAGUCCUCCCCCCCCCAAAAAAAGCCUGCACCUGUUUAACUGUGUAGUGCAGUAAUCGUGUCUGAGCAAGUUACUCAUCAAGUGUAAAGCCACCUUCAAAGCAGAAGUUGAUGUAACUUUGAGGCAUAGUCUUCAGCUUCGUCAGAUUGUAUUCAACACAUAUAAAAUCCAAAUGCCCAGUUUAACAUACAUGUAUCGUAGAGUGGUUGCAGGUUAGAGUUAUGGGUGGUCAUUGCUGUUGUAGACAGGUUGUGUUUCUUUUUGUUUGUUUGUUUGUUUGUUUGUUUCAGCUUUUUGUUCCAGUUGUUGCUUUACUUCUUUGAACUGCUCAGUACUCCUGUUUGCGUGUUGACUUUAAUGCAUAAAACAAAUUUCAAAACUGGAAUUUCCACCAUUGUUAUCAGUUCACGUAGUACAAUUCCACUCCCUCUAGAUUUCAAAAGGGUAUGGAGUAGUUUUUCAAUGGAGACGGUCAUCCAUGCAGAAACACGGGGGGAUUUCCAUGCAUGUGGACUAGAUAGAUAUCCCAAAGUGGACAGGAUUAAAGACAAAAAAUGACACAUCGGGAAUGAUUUGUAAAUUGCACGGUAUCGUUUUGUUUUGGGUUCCUGUCUUGUUGCUUGAAGGUGAAAAGUGAGUCUGCAAGACUUGUAUUUAUGAAAAAUGUUUAAAAUGCUAGUUAGUAUUCAGUUCAUUGUUAACUUUUCAUUUCUCUUUUGCAGUGUUGAUGCAAAAAAGGUCUCUGUACAUUGUAUUAAUCAACCCACUUGUAUUAAGCACAGUAAUUGUUUUUGUAAAGCGUCACAUAUCGUUUCUUUUAAUCUAAUGUACUGCUAUUAUUUGGGGGCAAAUGUAGAGGCUUCAUAUUUUAGAUUACCUUUACAUUAAUUUAAACUGAACUAUUAAAGUUAAUAUGAUGUAUUCCGAUUGCGGCAAGGAUGAUAUGAGAAUAGAACAAAGUGUAUGUUUUUUGGCAUAGAUUAGCUGCAAACUCACUGUACGCAGGACAAAAUGACCUUUCUUUUGUUUAACAAGAGCUUCUCUGCAAGAAAUAUUUCUCUGAACCGUAUGCAAUAUUCUUUGUGUGGGCAGGCUGCUAGUGUUUGGAAGUGUGAUAUACCUUGGUCUCACAUCGUUUCUGUGAUGUUAGUGGUGUUCUUGGUCUGGGCCAUGCUUUUUCCUUUUUUGUUACUACCGUAAGACCUCUAACAGUGCCCCAUUUGUUCCUAGGAAUGGUUGGAUAUAUAGAUCUGUGGCAUGAAUUUGAAAAGGUGAGAAGUGAUGUGCAGGAUUUGUGCACUUUGGUUGAUACUGUCGAGGAAAUGUCCUCGCUCAUCACGUCUAGGUCAGAGGUGGUUGUAAAAAUUUAAAUUCCUUGCACGUCAUAUGCACUCAGAAUAAUCGUCCAUUUCCCCGUCCCUGCAAAUAAUGUAUUCUGGGUGAAUAUUUUGCUGUCCAAUUCACGUAGAAGAUGCUCUUUUUUCAGAAACACAAAUCAUACUUUUUAUGAAAAUAGAUUGUUUUGGCUACGUGUACAAACGAGACCAGUGUUUCUGGGAGGAAAUCUGAUGAUGUACCUUUUGUAUUGAAUGGAAUGAGAAAACUUUACCAUACAAACCUAACACCUGUUCAGGUCUAUGCAUAUUUUGACACAGAAAGAAAUAAAGAGGGGAGACAUGACGAAGUAGAACCAUGAAA
This is a messenger RNA of Acanthaster planci (crown-of-thorns starfish), 7856 nucleotides long. Its product is annotated as partitioning defective protein 6-like. Gene Ontology annotation, molecular function: protein binding. Gene Ontology annotation, biological process: centrosome cycle; regulation of cellular localization; establishment or maintenance of cell polarity. Gene Ontology annotation, cellular component: nucleus; cell cortex; apical plasma membrane. Lineage: Eukaryota; Metazoa; Echinodermata; Asteroidea; Valvatida; Acanthasteridae. The record is from RefSeq and is a predicted model, not a curated record.